CACUGACAGGGUGAAAUGUUUUUGAGAAUGAUCCCCGGCAGUUCCCUCACCGCUGCUCUGCAGCGCAGCAGCACUUAGCAUUAGCGUGCUAGCUGGCUGGGGAGGAGCCGGGACUGCGCAGAAUCAGUAACCCGGGAGAUCCGUUGUACCAGAAAGUUCUUGUGUUGGUGUGAAGAUGUGUGAUCAGAAGCACGGCAGACAGCGUGGUGAUAUGAUCAACAGUGACGAUGGAGACCAGCUGUCAGCCAGCGAUGAAUCGGAGCCUGAACAACAGCCCAGCAGAGCUCCAUUUGACCCAGACCUAGACCACAGUGAUGAUGAUGAUGAUGAUGUGUGUGCACCAGCAACUAUUCCCACAUCUCAGAGUUCAUUCAGUUUGAGUGGAGGGACCUCGGCCUUCUCUGACCGCAGCCACAGCAUCUUUGACUGCCUGGACAGUAUUGGCAGGCAGAAGUUCUCCUCUCGAAAUCAGAACACCGUUGCAGACGAAUCCUCACGUCACAGUCAAAGCACAAGCCACCCGUCAUCCAUCUGUCCCACACCACCAAAGAAGAGAUUCGUCCCAGACUACCUAGUGCAUCCUGAGCGCUGGACACAUUACAGUCUGGAGGAUGUGAAUGAGAGCAGUGAUCAGGAAAACAGCAGAGUGGCUUAUCAGUUCCUGUCCAGCCUGGGGCAAGAGGCAAGAGGCAGCUCCCCCUGUGACCUCCAGCACAAGAUGAUCUUCAGACCCAAGCAACUGCUGAAGGAACAACCUAAUGACCAGCUUUCUCCUGUGAAUACAAAGGAGACAGGAAUGCAUCUCAGUCACCUACUGGAGGAGGAGGAAGACGAAGAGGCAGAAGGAAGGAAAACAGAAGAGCAUCUAGAGAAAACUGAGAAAGGACAAAAAGAUGAAGAGAAGGACACGAGUGGAGCUACGGGUCAAGGAGAGGAAACGAAAGAGGUGCAAAAAGAAAAGAAGGUCGAAGAGUCCAGGUGCCAGUUCACCUCCUUCAGGAACAUGAUGAGUAAAAACUACAGGAAGCGCUCCGGCUGUGAGGACAACUGAUGACAGCAUGACGUCCUCACGUCAGCAGGUGGAUGUUUCAUCGUUCGCUCAUAUAUGAACCGUACUCUCCACAUGCCUUAUCACCUGUGUUUGUCCUGUUUCACCCAGCAGAGAUGCUCCAGAGUGCUUCAUACGUCAGGUUUCCUCAGUGUAGAAUUUUAGUUCCUUUUGUGUUUGGUUUCUGUGUUGAAUUCAAAGGUUUUUGAGAAAAUAAGAAAUGGGAAAUUUCCCCAGUGAUAGUAAUUACUAUCAUUAAAAACAAAAACACACCAGUUUCACCAACACAUUAAUGAAACAGGCACAAAAUGUAAUGUUGUGAAGUAAAAUUAAGGGUUUAUUAUUUGCUACAUCUUCCAAUCUGAAUAAACUGUCAUUGUUUUAAUUGAACAAAUGGAUCCAAAUGACUCCUUUUGGAAACAAAUGUUGGGAUAAGUCAGUUUAACCAUUGAUUUAACACUGUUGAUCUUCUGGAAUAAAACUGUAAAGUUGUAA
Messenger RNA from Neolamprologus brichardi, 1543 nucleotides. RefSeq names its product tumor suppressing subtransferable candidate 4 (gene tssc4). The record is from RefSeq and is a predicted model, not a curated record. Lineage: Eukaryota; Metazoa; Chordata; Actinopteri; Cichliformes; Cichlidae.